Molecule: messenger RNA, 4825 nt
Organism: Sus scrofa (pig)
Lineage: Eukaryota; Metazoa; Chordata; Mammalia; Artiodactyla; Suidae
Gene: AVPR1A
Product: vasopressin receptor 1A
Biological process (GO): positive regulation of vasoconstriction; cellular response to hormone stimulus; G protein-coupled receptor signaling pathway
Cellular component (GO): plasma membrane
Molecular function (GO): vasopressin receptor activity; peptide binding
Source: RefSeq, a predicted model, not a curated record
CAUUGGGAAGCAAAGACAAAUCACCGACGUAGAGGGGAGGGGGAUAAAACCCCGGGGGAAUAGGGAAGGGAGGUGGCGAGAGUAGGCACCGAGCAGUCUCCAACCACUGGGGUGAGAAGCAGCGCGAUCUGGGGAAACGAACUCUCCAUAAAUAGAGUUCCGAGUCCAUUGCUUUUGGAGACUCGGAGCGCACCUCCCCAGCUUCGCCCGAGUGGAGAAAGGCAAAGCAGGGAAAGGGACAGGCGACGCGACCGAGAGUGACUGAGUUGGCGUGUGGGACUCUGCGCCAGGAGUCGCAGGAGCCUGAAGGAGAGCGGAGCUCGGCUCGCGACCAGCGCGGGUAGGAAGGUGCGCACCGCCAGAGGAGCCCAGGCCAGCAGAGGCGCAAAGAGAGUGGGUCUCCGCGGAGACCCAAGAGGCGCUGCAUGGACAGCAUGCGUUUCUCCGGGAACCCCGGGGCCGGGCCCGCGGGCAACUCUAGCCGGUGGUGGUCUCUGGCCGCCGGAGAUGCCAAUACCAGUCGGGGAGCCGAGGCGCAGGGGAAAGACGGCGACCCGCAGGCCGACAAGCGCAACGAAGAGCUGGCCAAACUGGAGAUCGCUGUGCUGGCUGUGAUUUUCGUGGUGGCGGUGGUGGGUAACAGCAGUGUGUUGCUGGCGCUGCACCGCACGCCUCGCAAGACGUCCCGCAUGCACCUCUUUAUCCGCCACCUCAGCCUGGCCGACCUGGCCGUCGCUUUCUUCCAGGUGCUGCCUCAGCUGUGCUGGGACAUCACCUAUCGUUUCCGCGGACCCGACGGGCUGUGCCGCGUGGUGAAGCACCUGCAGGUGUUCGGCAUGUUCGCAUCGGCUUAUAUGCUGGUGGUCAUGACCGCCGACCGAUACAUCGCUGUUUGCCAUCCGCUGAAGACGCUGCAGCAGCCGGCGCGCCGCGCGCGCCUCAUGAUCGCCGCCGCCUGGGUGCUGAGCUUCGUGCUGAGCAUUCCGCAGUACUUCGUCUUCUCCAUGGUCGAGGUGAGCAAUGUCACCAAGGCCUACGACUGCUGGGCCAACUUCAUCCAGCCCUGGGGUCUCCCCGCCUACGUGACCUGGAUGACUGGCGGCAUCUUCGUGGUGCCCGUGGUCAUCCUGGGCACCUGUUACGGCUUCAUCUGCUAUCACAUCUGGCGCAACGUCCGUGGAAAGACAGCGGCGCGCCAGGACAUGGGCACCCGGGGGGAGAGCGCGGGUGGCGCCUUCCACCGGGGGCUCCUGCUCCAGCCGUGUGUCAGCAGCGUGAAGACCAUUUCUCGCGCCAAGAUCCGCACGGUGAAGAUGACCUUCGUGAUCGUAACAGCUUACAUCGUUUGCUGGGCGCCCUUCUUCAUCAUCCAGAUGUGGUCUGUCUGGGAUGAGAAGUUCUCCUGGAUUGACUCGGAAAACCCAACCACCGCCAUCACUGCAUUAUUGGCUUCCUUGAAUAGCUGUUGCAAUCCCUGGAUAUAUAUGUUUUUUAGUGGCCAUCUCUUGCAAGACUGUGUUCAAAACUUCCCAUGCUGCCAAAACACGAAGCGAACAUUCAACAAAGAAGAUUCUGACAGUAUGAGCCGAAGACAAACUUCUUUUACUAACAGCCGAAGCCCAACAAACAGUAUGGGCCCAUGGAAGGACUCGCCUAAAUCUUCCAAGUCUAUUAAGUCCAUUCCGAUUUCAACCUGACCCAAUGAGUUCAUGCAACCUCACUCCUGUAAGGGACUUUUCAGCUCCUUGGCUGAAUCCAGUUAGAAAUUAUUAGAACAAAUGAACUUAUAUGAGAUACACAUACAUUGACUUGCUGCAUACAAGACUGUGUUUCUAGUUGCAUUUUUAUAUUGCUACAACCAAAAACUAUGAAUUGUUUUAUACGGAAUGUUAAUAAAAAUAUGCUACACUAAAAUCUGCAGGCCUAAUUCCCAGAAAUAACAGAAGUCAUAUUUAUAAAGGAAAAAUCACAAUCACUUAGCUUUAUAUUUUGCUGUAGCUUUCUUUUUUUUUUUUUUUUUUGAUAUGACUAAGGCUUGAUUGGUUUAGAAGUCAUAUAAUAUAGGGGCAUUAUUUCUGAACAAAAUGAGCUCAUCAUCAGGCUGAGGGUUUGAAGAAAAUUAGAGGAGACUUUGGAUAACUUAGUUUCUGGCCAGUAAGAUCAAUUUAUGUAUGUGAAAAAAAAUGCAGCCCCAAAAUGUGGCCUGUGAGUUCCUGUGUGGUACAGUGGGUUAAGGAUCUGUUGUUGUCACUGCAGCAUCUUGGGUCACUGCUAUGGCAUGGGUUUGAUCCCUGACCUAGGAACUUCCACAUACCCCAGAUGCAGCCAAAAUUAAAACCUCAGCCUGAUGAUGAGCUCACUGUGUUAAAAAUUAUGCCCCUACAUGAUAGGACUUCUAAACCAAUCAAGCCUUAGUCAUAUCAAAAAUAAAAAGAAACCUAUAGGAAAACAUAAAGCCAGGAGAUGGGAUGGUACCUUGGAGAGGCAUCAGUGCUUAAGGCAUACUGAGCAGGGGGUACCUGUUGCAGAGUGAAAAGUGGAAAGUUCUAUUAGAAACUAUAAAUCACUUACAUUCCAAAAUAUCAACUUCAGAACUAACUGUUCCCUCCUUUGGUUCCUCGUUUUUCAUUGGUUGUGAAAAGCAUGAUUACCAAGAUGCUGAAAGUUAGAGAAAAUGUUGUCAACUGGACGGUGAUAGCUUUUUUUUUCCUCUCCCACUUUAAGGUCAGAUUUGUGUGAGGAAUACCCUAUUUUACUAGAAAAGUAGAAAGGGUAGCUUGCUUCUAGAGGCUUUCUCUAGAACACUGUAAACAUGCUUUGACCAGUGUUAUAAGGUAUCCUGUACCAUGCUGGAUAUUAAUACCAUGUUUGGGGAAUUACUUCCUGUUGGGAAAUCCAGAUUCAUAGAAAUGAGUCUUCUAAAGAGUGACACAGGAUACUGAAUGUCCCUCGUAUUUAAUUAAAAAUAGCCUGGUCCUUCCUUCUGUUCUCCCACCCAUCUAAGAGUUUUGUGCUGGAAAAGAGGUAGGUUUGGGGGCAGGAUGAGGGCAGAGAGAUAGAAAGAAAACUGUUCUGCAUCUAGUAUGUGCAUAACAUCAGGCAAAUGACUUAAAAAUGUAAAGUCUCUAUUUCUUUGGCCAUAUAUGGUAUUGAUAACACCUUGCAGGGUUACUGUGAGGACUAAAUGAAAUCAAGUGUGUGAAAAUAUCUUCCUCAACUGUUUUAUGAAUGUUUUAUGAACUGUUUUAUGAAUGUUAGCUGUUGCUUUCAUAAUCACUUGGGGAUUCUUCGAAAUGACCUGGCUUCUUCCUGUCUACUUUUCAUGAAUCAGAAUGUGCUGGUUUCUUGUCUGGGACAUAAAAUCCUAAAAUUUAAAUAUAGCUCUGUUGAUUCAUUGGGAAGCAUUGCUGGCGGCCACUAAAGUCUAAAUGCUGCCUAACCAAAGCUUUCUAAUUUAAAGAGAGAACUGUUUUCCUUUGAAUGCAGGUAAAUUAAAGCCAGCCAAGGACAUCAGCUUCUUUCAUUUCUCAACAGAGAUAAAUUACAACAUUAUUUGGCUGCUGUUACUGCAUUUUUCAUUAAUGGAACUCAGUAGGGUUUUUUUUGAGCUAUUUUGUCUGGUUCCUUUUCCUUUUUAGAGACAUUGUAAUGGUUUGAGAUAACAUCAUAAAUAUUUUACAUCCCUUAGAGGAAGCAACAGAUAUUUUAACACUAUUAUUGUUUUGUUUUGUUUUUUAAACUUGGUAGAUAAGAAACUGAGCACAGAAUGGCACUGUGAGAACCUGGACCCAUCAAUCUCAUUCCUCUUCAUUCUCUUGUCUGUCCAAAUUCUCAUGUCUUUUACUCCCUGGAUUGAAAUGCCUAAAAAUAGGUUUACAAAUAUUUUAUAGAAAUUAAGUGCUUAGGUUUUAGAAUUCUGAUUUUUAUUCUAUUUUAUUUCGGGUUUUUUUUUUAAGAGUAUAGUUGAUUUACAGAGUUGUGUCAAUUUCUGCUGUACAGCAUAGUGACCUAGUCAUACAUAUGCAUAUACACUAUUUUUCUCAUAUUAUCUUCAUCAUGGUCUAGUCCAAGAGACUGGAUAGAGUUCCCUGUGCUGUACAGUAGGACCUCAUUGCUUAUCCAUUCUCAAUAUAAUAGUUUGCUGAUUGGAGUUGGCAGGUGCAAAGACUUCAACUUUUUCAAAACAGCGCAAAUAUGUCUCUUAAAGGGCACUGUCCAAUAUGAGCCAUUCAUUAAGUCUUUAUUAUUUGUCAUAGCAGCAUCUCAGUAUCUCUGCCCUUUUUAAUGUUGUCAGCCCUUUUUAAAACUAAAGCCCAUGAUUUUCUUUUCUGUGGAAAGGUUCAUUUGUGCCCUAUAUUAGAUUCCAGAUGUAAGUGAUAUCACAUGGUAUUGAGAUAUCACAUGAUAGUCUCUAGUUCCAUCCAUGUUGCUGUAAAUGGCAUUAUUUUGUUCUUUUUUAUGGCUGAGUAGGAUCCCAUUGUGUAUAUAUACCACAUCUUCCAAAUCCAAUCAUCUGUCAAUGGACAUUUGUGUUGUUUCCAUGUCUUGGCUAUUGUGAAUAGUGAGAAAAAAGAAUGUAUACAUGUAUGUGUAACUGGGUCACAAUGCUGUACAGAAGAAAAAAAUAAUAAUAAUGUAUUGAGGAAGUAAAAACUAAAGCCCUUUGUAUAGGAACAAGGAUGAGCCCACAUUUAUUCCAAAACAAUAACCUCAUGGUUCUUAUAUAGUUUCAAAAUAAUGACAUGUAUCUCCAGAAUGAAAAAAAAAAAAAAUCAGUUUGAAUCUUAUUUCUAGGAACAUCUCUCAAAUAAGGUGCCUAUAAACC